UACCGGAAAUAUUAGUUUCGAGGACUACCUCGGUCUACAGGCUUGUCUAAUCGAGUGGGCGGACAGUUACGACACUAAGGACUGGAAUAGACUACGGGGGUGUAUAGCGCCUACUCUGCGCAUUGACUACCGCUCGUUCUUAGACAAGCUUUGGGAGGCGAUGCCGGCCGAGGAAUUCGUGACUAUGGUUUCGUCCCCGGCGGUACUAGGGGACCCGCUGCUCAAGACGCAGCACUUCAUUGGUGGCUCCAAAUGGGAGAAGGUAUCGGACACAGAGGUUAUAGGCACACAUCAGCUGCGUGUGCCGCACCAGCGGUACACGGACUCGACGCGCAGCCAGGUCGCUGUUAAGGGCCAUGCUCAUUCUACCAAUGUCCAUUGGUACCGCAAGGUUGACGGCGUCUGGAAGUUUGCUGGUCUAAAUCCUGACAUCCGCUGGAGUGAGUACGACUUUGAGAAGGUAUUUGCCGAUGGCCGUGAAGAGUUUGGAGAUGCCAUUGCUGCGAAGGCGGAGGGUAUCCCGGUUAAGUUGGAGGGUCUUGCGGCUAGUCUAUAAGGGUUAUUUAGGGGGGACGUUCUCGGUUACUAUAGGCUCGGAUGAUGUUUGAGGAAGUUUCUCUCCUAUUAUGUGUAUGUUGAAUGGUUGGUAUACACAUGGUAGAUAAUUGGAACAAGAAGUAUUCGGUAGCAUUCGUAUUCAUAUGAGUUGUUCGAGUCUAUUGUCUAACCGCCCAAUGUGGGGAAAGUGGUGAUCGAAA
Molecule: messenger RNA, 758 nt
Organism: Daldinia vernicosa
Lineage: Eukaryota; Fungi; Ascomycota; Sordariomycetes; Xylariales; Hypoxylaceae
Product: Scytalone dehydratase
Exons: 3
Coding region: 161-556 (131 amino acids)
Biological process (GO): melanin metabolic process
Molecular function (GO): scytalone dehydratase activity
Source: RefSeq, a predicted model, not a curated record